UACAUGCACUAAAUACAGCAACAUCACAGCCCACCAAAUCCAUUAUUGCCAGUGUAGCUCCCCAGUCUCUAUAAGUCCACCACACUUCCACACCCAUUUCAUCAAACUUCAAUCUUUCGGUGCAUGAGCUUACAGAACAAGAAUCUUGGAUCAAGAUGAGUAUGUAUGGUAGAGAUCCGUGGGGAGGGUCGCUGGAGAUCGCGGCUGACUCCGCCACCGACGACGACAGGAGUAGGAACCUGCAGGACUACGACAGGGCGGCGCUGUCUCGGCCGCUGGACGAGACGCAGCAGAGCUGGCUGCUCGGCCCCGGGGAGCAGAAGAAGAAGAAGUAUGUGGAUCUGGGCUGCAUUAUUGUCAGCAGAAAGAUCUUUGUCUGGACUGUGGGGACUAUUCUGGCUGCCGGGUUCUUGGCGGGGUUUGUUACAUUGAUCGUUAAGACGGUGCCACGCCACCACCACCGCCCGCCGCCACCGGAUAAUUAUACUCUGGCGCUGAACAAGGCCCUCAUGUUCUUCAAUGCGCAGCGCUCUGGAAAACUACCAAAACACAAUAACGUCUCAUGGAGGGGAAACUCAUGUUUAAAUGACGGGAAGUCUGAUUCUUCAACUCUGUUUAAAGAUCUGACUGGUGGCUAUUACGAUGCCGGAGAUGCAAUCAAGUUCAACUUCCCACAAUCUUUUGCCAUGACUAUGUUGAGUUGGAGCGUUAUAGAAUAUAGUGCAAAGUAUGAAGCAGCUGGAGAGCUUAACCAUGUCAAAGAUAUUAUCAAGUGGGGUACUGAUUACUUCCUCAAGACGUUCAAUUCCACUGCUGAUACGAUAGAUCGAAUUGUGGCCCAGGUCGGCAAAGGGGAUACCACAGGAGGGUCUGACCCCAAUGACCACUACUGUUGGAUGCGGCCGGAGGACAUUGAUUAUGAUAGACCUGUUACUGAAUGUCAUAGUUGUUCAGAUCUUGCUGCUGAGAUGGCUGCUGCUUUGGCUUCUGCAUCAAUUGUUUUCAAGGACAACAAGGUCUAUUCACAAAAGCUUGUACAUGGUGCCAAGACUCUCUUUAAAUUUUCUAGGGAUCAGCGUGGCAGAUACAGUUCGGGUAAUGAGGCUGCAAUUUUCUAUAAUUCCACGAGUUAUUGGGAUGAGUUUGUGUGGGGUGCAACUUGGCUUUAUUAUGCUACGGGGAAUUCUAGCUACCUUCAGCUGGCUACAACUCCUGGUCUUGCCAAACAUGCCGGUGCUUUUUGGGGAGGCCCUUACUAUGGUGUACUAAGCUGGGACAAUAAGCUUGCUGGAGCUCAAGUGCUCCUGAGUCGUCUAAGAUUAUUCCUCAGUCCUGGCUAUCCUUACGAAGAAAUAUUGACUACAUUUCACAACCAGACCAGCAUAUUCAUGUGCUCGUUCCUACCAUACUAUACAUCAUUUAACCGAACAAGAGGAGGCAUGAUCCAGUUGAAUCACGGAGCACCUCAGCCUCUUCAGUAUGUAGUCAAUGCAGCUUUCCUGGCUACGCUGUUUAGUGAUUACAUGAAAGCUGCCGACACACCUGGGUGGUACUGUGGGCCCCAUUUCUACUCGGCCGAUGUCCUCCGUGAAUUUGCACAGACUCAGAUGAAUUACAUCCUCGGUAAAAAUCCUAGAAAGAUGAGUUAUGUCGUCGGUUUUGGUAAUCACUACCCAAAACGUGUCCACCAUCGAGGUGCAUCGGUUCCUAAGAACAAGGUCAAGUAUAACUGCAAGGGAGGAUGGAAGUGGAGGGACACAUCAAAGCCAAAUCCCAACACUAUUGUUGGAGCCAUGGUUGCUGGCCCCGACAGGCACGAUGGUUUCCACGAUGUGCGUACAAACUACAACUACACAGAACCCACUCUUGCCGGCAACGCUGGGCUUGUUGCGGCUCUUGUUGCUCUAUCUGGCGACACAAGCAUGACGAUUGACAAGAACACAAUCUUCUCAGCCGUACCGCCCAUGUUCCCUACGCCACCACCUCCACCAGCUCCUUGGAAGCCAUGAGUCUACUUCCGGCAUUUUCUUUCGGCCGUCUAACCAUGGAGAGAUUAUAUAUAAUGUAUUGGUCAAUCUUGAAAAGAUCCUGAGAAACGACGAAUGCCAGGAGUGGUUGCAGUUAGAGCUCCGGCCGGCACCGGUCAACUGGCUUGGAAGCAAGUGACUGGGGACAACCCCAUAUUUUUUCCCCAAAAAUUAUGGUAUAUUGUUUAUGCAUGUAUGUAAUGUACCAAGCCAACAUUAUAUUCUUUGGACAAUACAGUUUGUAAAUGAGCUGCCAACUUGUUUCAAAAUAAGCUUUCCUCAUAAAGAAGAAUGUAACUUUACAUUGUAUGUCA
Molecule: messenger RNA, 2341 nt
Organism: Sesamum indicum (sesame)
Lineage: Eukaryota; Viridiplantae; Streptophyta; Magnoliopsida; Lamiales; Pedaliaceae
Product: endoglucanase 25
Biological process (GO): carbohydrate metabolic process
Molecular function (GO): hydrolase activity, hydrolyzing O-glycosyl compounds
Source: RefSeq, a predicted model, not a curated record